UCAAUCCUUCAAAAAGCGUGCAUUUUACGCCUUAAUUAUUAUAACGACUGGUUGGCUCCUUUUUUCUUUGAGACAAGACACGAGCUUGAAUCCCAAAUUAAAAGCGCACAAAUUCCUGGAGAAUGUUUUUUCCAAUUUGGUGAAAGUUAACAGUACUAUCUGUUCUUCGAAUACAGACAAUGGUGGCAAGAAACGUCAGAACGAUUCUUCAAUGGAGUCAUCGAGAUUGCUGCUUCAGCAGAUUCCGUCUGCAUUUCGAAAAUUUAUACCAGAAAAUAUCACUGACGUUUCAGAAUAUGUAAAGGUCCCAGCAGCAGAUUUAACAGACUUUGGCGAUUUCCGAUCUUUUAGAACACCAAARUCCCUCGCCGAUAUCAUGGAAAUGUGCAAUGAUCUCAAUGCUUCAUGCAAAGCAUUUGUCUUUGAUGCGAGAGAAACGGAGUCAUUAGUAUACAUCAAAAAUAUGCUCGCAUUACCAUCCACUUCCUCCUCUAAAAAUAAUCUUUACAUUAAGAAGACCUAUCUGGAGUCAUUUUUACAAGUUCUUUCAUUUAGAUCAAAAUGUUCAUUGACCAACCUGACUGGCGCAGAUAGGAACACCUGUCAACUUCCAAAAAUUGAUCCAUGGGCGAAAGAAAUUGAAGUCUUGCUCAAAAAACCACAUCCAUCCAAAAAAUGUAACGAUAAAUUGGUUUAUACAGAGCUGAAAAAUGGGAUGCUACGACUCCGAGAUGACAGGAAAAAUGAUUCAAAUUUUCUUUACGCAUUGGCUGAGCCUAUCAUAAGAGGCCAUCGUGACAACGAUAUCWCAUUGGGUCCUCCGAGAAAUGUUAAUUUACAGAACCAAAGCUUCAAGAUUGAUAGCGAUUUUUGGAAAGUCACUACUUACCUCAAAGAUAAGAAGAACAUCAAUUAUCAUCUAACCGUAAUCGAAAAACCUGAAGUUCUAAAGCGCAAGUUACCUAAAGAUGCCCUUCUGGACAUAUAUAUCCUUGCAUUUGAUGGGACAUCGGAGGCUCACUUUCGGCGCAUGCUCCCUAAAUCCUAUGCAUUUCUUAAAGAUGAUUUAAAGGGGUUUAUGUUUAAGGGUUUUGCUACUGCUGGAGAUAACACACUGCCAAAUAUGAACGCAAUGCUGACGGGAAUCCCUCUUAAAGAAAACAGGAAAAUACAGGCUUUGAAUGACUGGCCAUUGAUGUAUAAAUAUGUCAGAGAGAAAGGAUUUGCCACAAUGUUCAGUGAAGAUAAUCCCGGCCUAGGUGCAUUCAUUUUAACAUUACCAGGAUUUUUCGAACAACCAACAGACCAUUAUGCACGGCCAUUCUGGAGAGAAGCUCCCAUGGGRCCUUGCAUAGGUGGRCAGUUUCAACCGAAACUUCAAUUUGAUUAUCUUAAAAGCUUUAUGAAGUCGUACAAAGGACGAAGAAAGUUUGCACAUGUUCAUCUAACGGACGUCUGCCACAGAGGUGGCGACAUGAAUUUUAUUAGCAUCGCUGAGGAAGCUUUGCUCUCGUUUCUUAAAUCUUUAAAAGAAGAGAAAUUAUUGAAUCAGAGCAUGUUUCUGGUUAUGGGUGACCAUGGCUGGCGGUACGGCCAGUUUAGAAGAACUUACCAAGGAAAACUAGAGCAACGUCUUCCCAUGUUGUCUGURGUUCUACCACAAUGGUUUCAGCAGAAAUAUCCGAGGAGAACUGCUAAUUUUAGAAAAAGUACUAAACUUAUUACCUCUCCGUUUGAUCUCCAUGCAACGUUUAUGCAUCUUAUGGAAUUCCCACACUAUUCUUCCAAAGGUGAUGAGCAAGGCUCAAGCCUGUUUGASAUUCUUCCAGACGACAGAAUUUGCUCAGACGCAGGGAUCCCAGAUUUAUGGUGUCCAUGUAUAGAGUGGCAUCAGAUUGACCACACGCAUGCGCAAAUAAAGACCGCCGCUGAAAAGAUAGUCGAUUGGAUGAAUCGAGAUUUAGAUAGAAAUCAUCUUUCAAGAGAAAUGUGUAGUAAGAUGAAGUUAAACAAAGUAGUGAAAGCAUUGCAGCGAGUACCUAAAUACACGGAAACAAAUAAUGACAAAAAAAUGGAAAGAUGUAGCUAUGAAAUUCAACUAGAAACUCUACCCGGGAAMGCUCUUUUUGAAGUGCCCGUGGAUGUUUUGAGUACUGGAGAAUAUAAGGUUUAUGAAAUUAGUAGAAUAAACGCGUACGGGACACAAGCACAGUGUAUUGAGACAAUAGUACCAUCUGUACGAAAAUAUUGCUAUUGUAUAUGAUAAUAGAUAAUGGUUAGAAGGUUAGAUUGAUACCUACUUUAUUGGAAAAUAAAUCUGCAGCCCCACCGGCGGUUGAAUUGCCUGUAUUUACACUGGAAAAA
Molecule: messenger RNA, 2364 nt
Organism: Exaiptasia diaphana
Lineage: Eukaryota; Metazoa; Cnidaria; Anthozoa; Actiniaria; Aiptasiidae
Exons: 7
Coding region: 212-2263 (683 amino acids)
Source: RefSeq, a predicted model, not a curated record